AUGAUCUCCUCACUACAGCCUUCAAGACCGAAGGUUCCACCCUCGAACUCCUCCCCACCCUUAAAUCAACAACCUACGAGAACUUUUACAUCAACGCCCGGUCCGCCGACUUUUCAAUAUCUACCCCCAAGGAAUCAGAUUGAAGCUAUGCCUCCCACAGUGCCGUUGCCUACUACACUGGUUCUUGGCCACCCACAGCAGCAAUUCCAAUCUGCCAUGCGACAUCCAGUGUUCUUCACAGAUAGGUUCAAGAAAGCUCCGCCGGGUGUGAAUUCCGGGAAUGGAAGUUGGUCAACACCGGUGGCAGAGGGCUAUGUGUAUAAUGAUGGAGUGCGGAAGGGCGUUGACGGCUCUGCGAGAUUGUGA
Molecule: messenger RNA, 366 nt
Organism: Mollisia scopiformis
Lineage: Eukaryota; Fungi; Ascomycota; Leotiomycetes; Helotiales; Mollisiaceae
Exons: 2
Coding region: 1-366 (121 amino acids)
Source: RefSeq, a predicted model, not a curated record